Molecule: messenger RNA, 1640 nt
Organism: Branchiostoma belcheri (Belcher's lancelet)
Lineage: Eukaryota; Metazoa; Chordata; Leptocardii; Amphioxiformes; Branchiostomatidae
Product: platelet endothelial aggregation receptor 1-like
Exons: 8
Coding region: 1-1374 (457 amino acids)
Biological process (GO): signal transduction
Source: RefSeq, a predicted model, not a curated record
AUGAUUAUACCGAAGACUGAGGUUUCGUCGGCUCUUGUAACGGCCGCGAUGUUCCUGUUUGGCGUGACGUCAGCCAGAGAUGUAGACCUCGGCUUGUGUUCGGUAGAGAGGGAAAGUUGUCCGUGUGGCACAACCGGGAUAAACUUCAUCAUCACUUACAAGGCAUGCUCUGCGUUCUACAAAUGGGAGCACUACUGCCGCCCGUGUGACGGCGUCAAGCACGACCAGGUGUGUGAGAAGUACCGGCACUGCGCAGAGUGCCGUGACGUCACGUACGGUCAGAACGACGGUUGCGCCAGGUGUCCACCUGGAACAUACGGCACGUUCUGCACCUCAUACUGUCAGUGCCAGAACGGCGGUGUGUGUAACCAGGACGGCAGCUGUCAGUGUCCGGCGGGGUUCCGGGGAACGUACUGCGAACAGGCGAUCGAUAUCCUAGUGGACGGCAGCUGGUCUGGCUGGAGCCCGUGGUCUGCCUGUAGCGUGACGUGUGGGUCCGGAACACAGACCCGAAAACGGACCUGCACCGACCCGGCACCGGCUAACGGCGGGGCAACGUGUGAGGGACCCGCGCGGGACACCCAGGACUGUCAUACCGGGACGGGUUGCCCAGUUGACGGUUCGUGGUCGGAUUGGAGCCUGUGGUCCGCCUGUAACGUCACGUGUGGUAUCGGCAUCCGCUCCCGGGUACGUGUGUGUGACAAGCCGGCACCAGCGAACGGAGGGCAGGAUUGUACAGGGGAAGACAAGGAGAAUCAGACAUGCGACACUGGACAACCCUGUAAAGAAAUAUUUGGGAAGUUAGGCGAGGCCCUGUCAGGAGAUAUUGUCCCAACGAUAUUGAUCGGUUUGCUUGUCUUUGUCGUCCUUUUUGUGCCCUGGUGUCUGAACAGGACCAUAAAGGCCAUAGCGGCAGUCUUGCCGUUUUCAUCGCCAAAGAAGCUGUUCAUCGUCCACGGAGGGGAAGACAAGUACUCUCUAGUGGAGCCGCUUGUGCAGGAAAUAGUAGACCAAGGCUUCCCCAAGGCACACGUGUUCUAUGAUAAGUGGUCUAUAGGGUACGCACAGGGUAUCAAAGAAGCUAUCUCCUCAGCAAUCCAGGAUAGCUCCUGUAAGCUAGCUGUGAUUGUGAUCAGCGAAGACAUGGUGAAGAAAUACUGGCCUAGGAGAGAGUUUGAGGAAUUCUUGAGGCAAGACAAGGCGUUCUUCCCCAUCUUCUACGGCGUGUCCCCCGCGGAGGUUCGCCAGCGUUACUCGCCAACAUUGGCUGAUAAACGGGGAGUGGAGGUGCCCAGAACAGGGGAGAGGGUGGAUGACAUGUGGAUAGCAGCCACUGCGGGUAUGAUACGUAAGACUCUGGAGGGCACACUCUAGGGACCUAACUUAGUAAUGUCAACAGAGGGUCCAUUGCAAUAACGUGCCAAUCCGACCAAGACCCAUUAUCAAACUUCACUUCCUUUUCCUUAACCCUACCCAUCUACUAAAUUUCAUCACCAUCCAGUACAGAAAGAUUCAUAGCGCAAUUUUAUGUGGCAAAAUAUUACCUAGUAAGUAUUUUACAGCCCAAAACAUUUAAGAGGUUUGUUUGUUAACUCCAGUAGAAGCUAAGAGAUUUCUUAUGACCUGUGCUUCCAAAGAAA